Molecule: messenger RNA, 2487 nt
Organism: Besnoitia besnoiti
Lineage: Eukaryota; Apicomplexa; Conoidasida; Eucoccidiorida; Sarcocystidae
Product: putative myosin heavy chain
Exons: 15
Coding region: 1-2487 (828 amino acids)
Source: RefSeq, a predicted model, not a curated record
AUGGAGGAGGCGGAGGGCUCGCCAGGUUGGGUCUGCGGGACGGGCUUCGCAGCGGUUCGCCUGCGGCAGCAGAGACGACAGAUGGAGUUGCUCUCGGAGAUGACCAAGAGUCUCUGUGAGGAAACGCAGAAGGCGAACGCAGAUCCUCCUGGGACUCCCUCCGCCGCGGAGCUGCUUCGCUUGCGCUGCCAGAUUGAGGAGUUGCAUAUGAGCCUCCGAAAGAAAGACAGCGAAAUUAAUGCAGCAAAGGCGAGUCACAGACAAGCUGUCUCCGAGCUCGAGCAGCGCAUCUAUACGCUGGAGAGAGACGCGGCGACGGCGAGGACUUCCACAAAAGAAGUCGAAAGACUCUGCAGCCAGCGGGUGCUGGAGUUGCGCAAGCUGCUCUCGGACCGCGAGGCGGAGGUCGUUUCGAGUUCGGAGAAGCUGAAACUUUUAGAGACUUCGCUGGAGGCGGCACGCGAGGAGGGCACUCGCGCGCGCGCGGAGGCGGAGGCGCAGAGACAGAAGCUCGAGGAUGAGCUUUUCGAGUUGAAGAAAGCGCGGCAAAACGAGCGCGAAGAACGGGACGAAGCGCGCAUGCAAGUCCUCAAGCUGACGGGGCAGCUUGCGGAGAAGGAAGAGGAAAUUGCACUCGAAAAAAAAACGCGAGCGGAAGAAACAGAGAGGCGCGAAAAAGACUUCGCGCUCCAGCGCGAGACCCUGGAGAGCGUCAUCAGCGGCCUGCAGCGGAACUUGCGCGAGGUCGCGGCGGCUAAGGAGCCCGGCAUCGAUGAGCGCACACUCUACGCAGAGAUGAAGGCCAAAUGCGCAAAAUACGCUGAGAAGAUUUCGGCGCUGCAGAAGGAGCUCGUGGCGACGGCGCGCCAGCAGGAGGCACUGGAGCAGCAGAAGCAGCAAGUUGAGCAGCAGAAGCGCCAGGAACGCGAACUCGAGGAAACCACGCGAGCGUUGAAAGAGACAGAGCUGCAGAAGGAGCAGAAAGAGCGAGAGCUUCAAGCGUGGGGGAAACUCGCGGCAUCGUUUGUGUUGGACGAGCCUCCGACGCGCGAGGCGUUUCGUCGGUAUCUGCUGCUCCUGGUGAAUGCUUUGCAAGCCUCGCAGUUUGAGAAAACGAGUGCGACGGCGCACAUUGCCGACCUGGAGCAGCAGCUGAAGGCGGCUGAGGAGACGCUGAAGGAGCGCGAGGAGACGCGCGCACUUCUGGAGACGAAGCUUGAACAGGCAGACCAAAAACACGCACAAGUCAAACGGGAAACCGCCGAGGCGAAGCACCAAACGGAGUUGCUCAAAAGUCGCCUGGCAGGGGCACUGAGCCUGACGAGCGAGGAGGUGGCGCGGCUGACGGCGUCGCUGCGGUUCACUGCAGAGAAGAAAAAAGUGAGCGCCGCGGGCGAUGCAGGCGAGGCGAGCGACGCCGACUCCCGGGACGCGGCUGUCGCGUCGCUGCAGGCGAAGGUCCAGGAACUCCUUGCGCACGCGGAGAUAUCCGACAAGCUCGUCGCGCAGCUCGAAAAAGCCAAGGAGAGACUCGAGGGCGACCUGGCAACUGCGCACCAACUCGCCGAGGCCUCCGCCUCGCUCCAGCGAGAGAAAGACGACCUUGCGACAGCGAACACUCAACUGACGGCCGAGCUGCACAAGGCCGCAGACCGCGUCGCGGAGCUUCAGCGCCGUGCGGAGUCCGCUCAGCGCGAAGCGACCGACCUGCGCCUGCAGGCGGGCAGGGAAAAGAGUCUUCAGCUCGCGCUGCAGCGGGCGCGCGAGCGCAUGGCGGCCCUGGAGCUUCAGCUCGCCCGUGGCGCGCCAGACGCUCAGCAGCUGCAGCGGCAAGUCGAAUCGCUGACGGCGGAGGUCGCUGCAGCCAAGGAGCGACUGAAGCUCCUUCAGGAGAGCUACACGAAACAGAUCUCGGGCGUUCGUGAUGCAAUUUAUCACACUUUGGGAUGGAACGUGUCCUACAAAGCUUCUACAGGAGGGCACGACGAGUCUGUGACGCUGCAGAGUUUGUAUUCGACUCAUGACGGCCUCGUUGUCUUCACCCGGCGGCGAGCUGACAGCGGCGACGCCCUGGAGAGCUCGGCGCAGGGAGGAGGCGAGGGCGAGCGAACUAGCCAGAAGCGAAGAAGAGACUCUUCAGACAGCGCGCAGAGGGCGGAGCGAGAAGGAGAGAGCGGCGCGCAGGCUGCUCGCGACGGCGCGGAUAGCGAGCCAGCCAAGCAUGCUGAAGCCGCUCCCGCGGCCGUCGAGGAACCCCCCAGGGACAAGUGCUUGUCUCGAUUCGCCAAAGAGCGGUUCCGCGUCAGCUUCCUUAACGCCUACGCGACGAAAUACGAAAGAGACGACCAGUUUAGAGGCCGCUGUGCGAGCCUCGCGUGGCCGGCCUUCACGGCGAUGCUUUGCCUAGAGGAGCUGCAGACGAUUCGAGCGCAGUUUGGCAGCCGCAUCCCUAAAAACGUCCACGGGAUGCUGCUGCCCAUGCCGUAG